Spirometra erinaceieuropaei is the source of this 12434-nucleotide messenger RNA. The record is from the annotation of a GenBank genome assembly. Lineage: Eukaryota; Metazoa; Platyhelminthes; Cestoda; Diphyllobothriidea; Diphyllobothriidae.
AUGCCCGAUCUACAGUUCACGAUGGAAGAGGAGCCGGAGGUAGCAACCCAUGCCGCGCAAAUGGGACACAUCUUCAACUUUGACGCCGUUGAGAUUGUGGGCCGGGGCAGCGAUCACACAGCAAGGCAAGUGCAAGAAGCCUGGAUGUCCACCGACCGCUCUGUCAACCGCUGCAUCAAUUUGCCUCCCCCUUAUCUGACUUGACGAACCUUCUUAGCGGGGGACAGUCACGGCGCGGGACAAUCGGGGCCAUCCGUCAUCACCGCGGCCGACGGGGGGCGAUUCAAGUCACGGUGACAUGCGGGUGGGAUGCAGCCACGCAGGCGGCAUUGGAGGAUCACGCAUUGGACAAAGGGCGCCAUAAUAAGGAGUGCUGUGCACAGGACCUCCUAGUCCCUGAAGAUGGGUAGACGAGUAAACUACCCGAAACGUCGGAUCUCAAAUAAACCCCUCCCGGUGAACGCCCACUCUUUUUCGAUAUGAAUACGUUAGAAAGCCAGCAAAAUUACUGUUAUUCAGAAAUCACAUUUUUACUCUAUGCGACAGUUGGCGACGAAGCCCAAGUCGGGUGCUCAGUGCGCUAAACGCUAGUGCUGUGGCAGAUCUGGCUCAAGAUUAUUCAGAAAUUGAAAACUUGUUUAAAACCUAAAUAUACACUUUCUUCGGAUAUAAAAUAUUAAGACAGGACGAUUUUCCACAGAACGAGUAAGUGAAGGCAUAUUUUGUGCCCGUUUUCUAGAAAAUAUAUUUGAAUUUGUAAGGCCAUCGAAAAUCAAUGCAAUAAGUGCAUGCUACUCAAGUAGUCAUUUUUUGUAGAUCGUGGUUUCUGUAGAAGGUCAAGAAGGAGUGGAUCCAAAAGCCUACAUCCUAGUGAGUCCAAAAUGCUAUAGGAUUAUGCUGCAUGCUAAUCAAUAUUACAACCCCACCUACGUAAUCCUUUCUAAUCGAAAACACAAUUCAGAAUUUCGACCAACAUUUCAUGAGAUCGGUCACGCACUGUAACUGGCCACCAUUCAGCCUAUGACAUCCUCCCUAUGCCAUAUAGCCCGCCUGUCCACAGGACUUCCCACUUGUGCUGUCCCCCGUCCUCAGUACACGUCCUGUCUACAACCUGCCUUCUGUUUCGCAUACAUAACACCCGUUUGCAUGGGCCUAUAGAGUAUUGUGCUGGCACCGGGUAGAUAACUUCAAAGGCCUCUUUGGCGUCGACUUAGUGGUUCGUAUCGAUUACAUGUGCGAGAAUCGAACUUAAAAACGAUCGAUUUUCCUCCCUACCUAGCCUGGCAGGCACGCGCUUGAGUACCAACUUUCCCAUACGCCUGCUUAGUUCCGACGUUCGCAGUAAUCUUUCAUUUUCUCCGAAGCAGUUGCAUUAAUCGCAUAUAAACCAUCCUCAGAAACUGGGUCCUGGGUUAUUUUGCUACGAGAGCGGAUCUUUCUAUUUCAUCCCUUGGCGCCUAAUGGUUGCCUCCUUUCUAUUUGCAAACUUCGACUCUGAGUGGCUGGAAGUGAGGCUGACGGCUUUCGAAAUGUUCAUGGCGUACGAGAGCGCUCACCAAGAUUUACGUUCUGAGAUAUUCUUUUUCCUGUCUCGUAUCUGUGAGCAUCGUUCGGUGCAAUUGCGCAUCUAGCCGCUGACCCAGAGUAUCCGUCAAAGGCAUUUUAAUUCGACAGUUUCGGCUCUCGGCCCACUUCAGUGCAUCUCAGCGGUCGAUCGAACAGUCUAAUGCAACUGCGUUUCUAGAAGCUGUUGAAUGUCAGGAUUUACGUCGUAUGCGUGACUUCUUGUUCGCUGAUUUCCGGAACUGACUUUCCACACGUGUGUUUAAUGGAGGUUGUUCUUGAACAUCUGUUACUUAGUCUUAUGUUUUGAGGAAGAGGAUGGCUUGUGCUCACUAGCUCCACUGGUGCUGAUCGGUGCACGCGUAGGAACCCUGUCCGUUUCAUCUUUGUAGGUCAGUCAUAGUAAAAACAGUACCAAGCCAAGCAUGGCGAAGAUUUGAUCGUACACCAUUUGAGACUGUCAUAAAGCAGACCAUUUGACUCCGGUUGAACCUCCACCGAAACCGUUUAGCCUAAAAUAAUCCCCACCUAGUUAUAAAAACUGUCUAGAAGAAAAGAUGACAUCGCUCCAAGCAUACUGUUACUGUAGCUUCUACGCAGUGAGAGUGUGCUCACAAUCAUCGGGCCAAUUUCCGUGUUGUAGGAAAAUACAGAAGUCAUUAGACUGAGAGGUUUACCUUAUACAGAAACGGAAACUUGAGUUGUCCUCACAGGCAGCAGUGGACGCUAGCGAGGUCAGGGCUAGUAUUGGCUGCUUUCAGUCAUCCCCGAGAGUCCUUUAACGAUGGUGGCAGCUGCUUUUGUAGGUUUGUGGGGCAAUCCGAAGUGGCGUCUAAUUGGCGUGUGCUGAUUUGUCGAGGGGUGCGUGGUGUUCAAGUGGCCAGCGUUGCAUUCGCAGGGGAAUAGGAAGUUUAAGUGGCGCAUGGGCAGCUGCGACACUGUGGACGCACGUGCGUCGGAGUUGAAGUCGGUCGAGUGACUGCAGGUCAGUGCGCCUGGAACAGCUCUCUGUGAAGCCGAGUGACUUUAACGAAAGGGGGUCCCGAACAAUGACGCCAGACAUGGUCAAUAGGGCCGUUGGCAACACUUCUGUGACCAAGUAAAUUAGAAUUUCAGUGCUCACCUCUACGCUCAUUGCACGGUCCCGAAGGCGCCUGUCCUGAUAAUGGACGACCACAUUUCUAAUUAUUUAGUACCAGUUGUUUGUGGUCUCUCACUUGUCUCUCUUCUGAUUUGGAUCAUUUUUUCUUCCCAUAACUUUCGAAAGGCUAUACGGUAGGCUUCGUGGGCACUUCUUAGCUCUGUUUUUCAUACCUUCCUCCGUUUACGCCUGCUCGACUUGCUGAGUUUUGCUGAAGUUGCACACUGUCAAGGUUCAUGAAUUUUUACACCAGUUCCACUCCCCAGUUCCCAGCUUAGUCGGUCGGUCCUUAUUUCGUAGCCGCACGUGCAGUAGACGAGCGACAGCCGCAUGUCAUACGUGACCGGUGGUAAUAGGCGGUUUAACACUAACCCCUAACUCUGUCCGCCAACCCCAACCACUAACCCUAAUUCUAAUCCCUAACAGUAACCGCUAACAAUAAACCUAACCCCUUGCACAGAAUCUUCCACACUCCUCUCUCCUCCUCCGCCUGAAACCAGUGUCAAGACAAAGUCAAGAAGACCGGAGGUGGGGGGGGGACGCAGGUGGAUGGCGCAAUCGAGCCCGCACCUUGGCGGUCCAUUCCACAUCCCUGAUCCACACAGAAAAUGACCAGGAUUUUAACCAACAACAGCAGAAGGUGAUGGCGCGGCCGAAGUCGUACCUGGCUCGGAUCCCACCUAAUGGGAGUGCUGUAAAGGCCACAUUAAGAAGCAGACAUCGCAGCCUGACUCUUAUACCACUAGUAGGCCACUCCACAUAAACACACGACAAUGGGCGGACUGCGAGGUCGAAGGUAUCCCGUAAGUUGGCAACUUUCCGAACCACGGUUUUUAGUUCACCGUGAUAGCUUCAAGCGCGUCCGCUUGUUUAUAGUGAGGAAAAUGCACCAAGUCUUCGACCUCAAUCUCCCUUCUCCUUUCCAGGCCCCAGUCACUGUCCGAGCCGGUCAGUUGACUGGUGCAGGGAAUGGGCGCGGUGUUUAAAAUAUCUAAUGACAUGGUCCUGCGUGCGCCACAUGCACGACCUGACAUCCCAUACACAAACACCAGAAUUUCACACAAAGGGAAUUGAGCGACGUACAUGCCAUAUGUGUGAAUGUGCCAUAGGUAACGUUACGAAGGGGCCGUAUCAGCCUGACACUCAGCCCGCCAGUCUGCACUCCACACAAACGCACACACUACUGGACGGGCUGCGUGGACUGAGUUGGGGCGUCAGUCAGCAGCUUUCCAAGCCACGGCGUUUGGCGCGCCGUGAUAUUCUCAGACUCGGACCACACAUUCAGCAGAGGAACCGCAUGGAGACGGAGCCAAGACACACAUUUCCCAUUUGCGUAGGAGGUGGCAUUUGGGUACUUAUUGUGGGUGAUGUUGAUGCGGGAUGUGAUGCCGAUACGAGAGGAUGUGAUGGUGUGAUGUAGCCGGCGGUUGUCUAUCACAGGUUUACGUGAAUGUGCAUAUUGCCCAAUAGGCCUAUGCGGUAAGUGGAUGCAUGGGGACAAUGUGGACAGUCGAGGCUGAUGCGGCUGGUGUAGGUUGGUGCUCAAGGCUUUAGUUCGCCAGUGUCUGUGCAAUGGAUACGCAAGUAAUCGACCAGGCGGAUGUGUGAGGUGAAUGUACGGAGAUAGUUUGGAUAUGAGAAGUCGGCGGUGACAGUAUCAGCUACGGUGAUGGUGGCGGUGGCUCUGCUGGGCGACGGGGUGUGAGUAGGGCUGAGCGUGGUGGGUGUGGAAUGCACUGUGUGAUGGAGCUGGUGACCGUGGGCGCGCAGGGCGGCGGAGUGAGGUGGGCUAGGCAUGACAGGUGUACUGGAUAUGUUAGUUGUGUCGAGAUUACGGUCAACUCCGCUCUCGUGGACACGCAUUUGGCCGAACAGGCCCAUGCGGUGCACGAAUGUGCGAGGGCAGUGUGGACAGUAAAGGCGAAUGCGGUGGGUGUAGGUUAUUGCUCCAGGCUCUGGCUCACCAGUCUCUGUGCGAUGGAUUCUCAAGUGACCGAUCAGGCCUACGUGUGAGGCGAAGGUGCUGGCGCAAUGAGGAUAGGUGUAGAACAGGUCCUAACUAUUUGUGUCGACGGCGGUAGUGUUGGUGUUUGUUGGUGUGUCAGGAUUGUGUAUAAUGUUGGUGUGCUUGGCAGAGGCCACAACGGCAGAAAUUGGGGGUAGUGGAGGAGGAGGAGGAGGAGGAGGGGGAGGAGGAUGGCAGUGAUGGUUCGGGAGGGCGGUCAGUGUUAGUCGACGGCGUAGGAGGCGAGGGAGAGGUGGACGGAGAGACAACGGUUGGGGCAGUCUGAGUGCUUCAGUUGGUCCGAAGGUGUCCAACUCGUCUAAUUUGCGUCCGGAUUGUCCACUGACACCGCGAACACUGUCCUCCUCCAGGUCGGCCGGUCUCGAGUGAGGUCUUCCCAGUUGGACGGGUUGAUCUGCAGACGCUUGAGGAAGGUCUUCAGAAUGUCCUUGUAUCGACGGAUUUGGCCUUCUUGGCGGCGGGAACCCGUGGCGACAUCUCCACAGAAGAAUCAUUUAGGUAGCCGCUAGUUGUCCAUCCGCACGAGGUGCCUGCUCCAACGCAGAUGCAGUUGUCUCAGCAUGGCGUAGAUGCUGAGAAUUCCCGUCCGCUCUAGUACAUCAGUGUCGGCGAUUCGGUCCGGUCACCUCAGCUUCAAUAUUUGGCGAAGAUAACUGAGGUGGAAGUGGUUGAGUCGGUGUGCCCGUUUCACGUACACCGUCCAGGUCUGCGCUCCAUACAGCAGCGUCGGGAGGAUGACGGCCUUGUGCCUCGUCAGCUUCGUCUUGAGAUGGAGACGGUAAGUGUACUAGACGAUGUUCUGCAGACAGCCGAAUGCUUCACUGGCUCUGGAACUCCGGUGGGCCACUUCACCGUGUUGCGGGACAGGAUACUGCUCGGGUAGGUGAAGUUAUCCACCACUUACAGUUGGGUCCUAUGCACGCUGGUUUGAGGUGCGUUGUAGGCAGCUUCGGGUAGCGGUUGGUGCAUGAUCACCGUCUUCCCGUGUUAAUGAUCAGACCGAAGUUCUCGCGUGCGGCCGAGUCGAGAUCCAUGCUCCUUUGCAUGUCUUCUUCAGUAGUUACACUGAGGGGACAGUCAUCAUCGAAGAGAAGCUCGUGAAUUGUAGUUGUGGAUACACGCGACUGGAAAUGAAUCCACCGGUAGUUGAGUAGGUGGCUGUCCAACCUGACUGUUGGCGAUGUGAAUCCCAGUGCGUUCAUCACGGUAGGCGUCCAUCAGCAUGACAGAUAACAUAAGAGUGAAGAGGGUGGGCGCGAAGACGCAGCCCUGCUUCAUCCCUCUGUCACCGCCAAUGCCUCUGAGACAGCUCAGUUGUCCGUGAUCCGCGCUAUCAUGCCGUCGUGGAGCUGACGAACCAUCCGAGUGAAUCGUUCGGGACAGCCGAAUUUCUGCAUGAUUUUUCAUAGUCCGCCACUAUUCACUGUGUCGAAGGCUUUCGUCAAAUUUACGAAGGUAGAGUACAGACGAGUCUGCAUCUCCUGACACUUCUGCUGCAGUUGUCGGGCGACGAAAAUUAUGUCGGUGGUUCCGCGAUGACGACGAAGGACGCACUGGCUUUCCGGCAGGUGGCCCUGUUCCAGAUGGUUGUUCAGAUGGUUGAGAAGAAUGUGAGCGAAGAUCCUCCCCGCGAGCUUCAGCAGGAAGAUGCCUCGAUAGUUGUAGAGCUGGCGGUUUCCUUUCGGUUUGAAGAGGUGCACGAUUGUGGCGUCCAUGAAAUAUUGCGGGACUUCUCCUUUCACGCCACAUCUCCUGGAAGAGCGCAGCCAGAUGGUCCAUGAGUUGGGGCAACCGUGCUUGUAGAUCUCAACAGGGAUCGUAUCCAAACCGGGCCCUUUCCCAGUGGAGAGCUGCUGCACGGCCCUGAUGGUUUCGUGUAGAGAGGGCUGGAGGUCGAUGUCGACGUUGUCUUCACUUGCGGCAGACGGGAGAUGUCGGCGUCGGAGAUGGUGGAGGAACGGUUGAGGACGCUUUUAAAAUGUUCGGCCCAUCUCUGUAAAAUUUGUGUCUUCUCGGUGAGUAGGGUACUUCCAUCGUCGCUGAGAAGAGGAGCAUUUGCUUUGGUCGUCAGAUCGUAGACAGCCUUCAUCGCGAAGAAAUUCUUCCAUUCGUUACGGUUCGCGUACCCUUGAAUCUCCUCGGCCUUACGAACCGCCCAGGCAUCCUGCUUCUCCCGCAGCCGCUGUUGCCCAAGGCGGCGACUACGGUAGAAGGCUGCUUUUUUGGCGUCGGCGCGGCAGUUGACGUGGGUUUUAUACAGGUGAUUCUUCUCGACGGGCAGGUUGCUGAUGGCGGCGUUGUUGCCAUCGAAUCAGUCCUGGUGCUGGCAAAGUGCGCGAUCAAAGACGGUCAUGGCUGUCGCCUGGACUGUAUUUCGCAUUUGACACCAUCGGUUCUCCAUGGAGGCUUUCUUAUCAACAGCGGCAUCAAAGACUGGUAGGUUGUCUAACCUUUGAGCUGACUCGCUGCUGAAAUGGAGAUGGUGGGCAGGCAACGACAACAGAUUAAUAUUCAACUUACCUGGUGGUCACUUACCUUGAGGUCUCCUGCGGGGCUGCAGGCGAAUCGGCAUCUGCGAGAUGACGAGCCAAUGGUCGGUCCAGCCGUCUGCACCCGCGAUCGCCUUUGUCAUCAGCACGUCCCGCUGUUCAAACCUCCGAAUACGGACAUAGUCCAGCAGAUGCAAUUUCCGUGACCGAGGAUGCAUCCAGGUGACCUUCUCUCGUAUCGGAAGGCGGGAGAAGACGUUCGUCAGGAUGAUUUGGUGUUCUGCACAGGUUCAUAGGAGGAGCAGAUCAUUGUUGUUGAAGCCAUCGAGACCAUGGAGAUCUAACAUUCCUCUCAAGGCAGCAUGGUCUGUGCCGACGCAGGCGUUGAAGUCACCAUGGAUGAUUAACUUGUCACGUGGGUCUCACUGAGUGCAGCGAUGUCCACCUUUUAGCACGCCAAUUCCCGAGCCACUAGCGCUGUCCUCCAUUCCAGUCGGUUGCUCCUGAGAUUGAGGCAAUGCUUUCCCGGAAUAAAUUUGAAUAAGGCAAGGGCGACGGAACAUGCAGAAUUUAUUGAAGUCACAAAUUUCGAGACCUCUUAUUUAGCUGCACACGGUCGUUGCAUGCUUAUAUGAGAAGGCAAACUGUUCAAUCAGAGAUCGACCUAGAGAGAUAAAAGGGGAUCGGUAACAUGAAAUAUGGGUUGUUGGUCUAGUAUGCGGGUGCGCAUGGCGAGUGCGGGGAGGGCUGAGAAGCCGUCUAAGCCAGCGACUUUAGAUUACAGUGAGAACUUAUCGGGCGUGAAUAAAAUUGCAACGCGCGUGGCAGCAUUCAGUCAAGCCGGGGGGGUUUGGGGACGAAAGCAGAGGAUGGUUAUGGAAAUGAAGUUUUGUCCACUAUCGAUCCUUACCAUGGAAGUGCGAGGUUUAUCACGCGGUCCAGCUGCUUACAGACUUCUGAUUUCCUCUUCCGUUUUGCAGCGGCCUCUGCAAAGCGCAAGAGACGUCCGGUCGUCGCCCGAAACAGGACCUUGAAUGCAACCAUUGGGUCCACCGUACGGCCCGUAUCCACCAGGUGCUUUGUAAUUGAACUCCUGGAUACCUUAUUUUCCGCCUUAAGCAGCCACUUCGGCAUGUGUUCAACUGACCGAGCUGCCAACUGCCUUUGCGUGCGCCCAAUGUACUUGCAUCUGCAACUACGUGUAAACUCAUAAAUACGGUUUAAUGUGGCGUGCAUAGCAAAAUGUCUUAAGCCGGUCUAACUAGAAUGGCCGUUGUAGUGCUUAUGAACAACAAGUUAGAGGCGGCAUAUGUCCGCUCGAUUGCGCACCAAAGUCGUCGCUUGAUCACGGUUGACAUGUCAUCACCCUUGAAGGGGAGGUAAAUGGUCACUGGCUUUUUAGUACGGAUAUUUAUUCAGGAAUUCCUAGUCUAGGAUUGCGAUAUUUAUCGAUUAAUUUCUCCGGAUACCCGUUUGCAAGACAAACACAGUCACGCUCUGGUCUAUUAUUUGCUUUUCAAGUAACGAUUUUACCUUUUUUCCAAUAAUGUCUUCUUGCGCCUUUGUUUCUUCUUUCCAAUGGGUCUCCGAGGGAAAUUUGCUGGAGUCACCCCACAUCAUUUCCACCUAUCUCACGUUUUAUCUCUCUAGGUCGAUCUCUGAUUGAACAGUUUACCUUGUCAUAUAAGUAUCCAAUGACCGUGUGCAGCUGAAUACGAGGUCUCGAAAUUUAUGACGUCAAUAAAUUCUGCAUGUUUCGUCGCCUUUGCUCCUGAGAGAGAGAGAGAGAGAGAGAGAGAGAGUAUUGCUGCUUGUUUGAUUGUUUCGACCGUGUGUUUUGCGUCUGCGCGCCACGGUCAGCGCGCAGAGGACGUGAUCCCAUCAUCUGUUUGGGGUGCCUUUUCUAGGCCCGUUCCCCUCGCGGGGGUGAUUAGUGCUGUCCCCAAAUAGGGUUGCUCACACAUCCCAGACGGCUACCGGACUCCACUAUGGGCCACGAUCUUGCUUAGUGGAAGAACGACCCGAGUUGGCCUGGGCCUCCUACGUGAUCACUGUCGCCCUCGUCGUAGGACUUUUUGAAGGGGGGAAGGGAGAUGGGCGAAGGGUAGAGAGAUAGGAAGCAGAGUUCCUGGUCCUUUUCUAAGCUAAUUGGUUGCCGAAAUAUAAAUGGUGCGCAGAGCAAUUCAAUGGAUCAGUACAUAGCUUACAACAGGGACAAAAACAGACAAGCGGACAAUGGCAAGCCAGCCAGAUCGAGCGAAAAGUAAAGACAACAAAUCAAUAUCCGGCUUACCCGGGGGUCACUUACCUUGUGGCCUCCUGCAGACGAAGCCGGAGAUCGGUUUCUUAUGAAACCCUCUGACUACGCCACGGCCCCGUUUUACGGUCUGCAGAAGGUACAAAAAGCGAACAUACCUCUCAGAACCAUUGUCUCCUUACGUGGCACUCCUACACACGGUUUGGCAAAAUGGAUGCUUGCUCCUCUUAAGUUCCUGGCAGAAGGUUCGCCAACAACAGUAGCUUCUGCUAGUCAGUUCUUUGAACGUUUAAAACAUCUAAAACUAUAGCCAAAUGAAUCCAUGGUAUAUUUUGAUGCUGUUGCACUUUUCACCUCCAUCCCACAACAACUAGCGAUAGACGUUGUGAGACAAUUCCUGGCUGGCCGCCACGACGAGAGAGAGAGAACCCACCAAAGACCGGACAUCUCAUGGAGUUCUUACGAUAUUGCCCAAAAGCAUAUUUCACCUAUGGUGGACAAAUGUAUGAACAAAUCAAAGGCACCCCCAAUGUGCUUCCCCAUCUCAGGGCCGAUUGGUGAAGUGGCCCUUCAACGGGUAGAACACUUGGUGUUCACCAAGUAUCAACCAAAGCUCCGGGCUCGUUAUGCCGAUGACACUUUCGCCAUUGUCAAAUCAUCUGACGUGGAGCACCUUAAAGAAUUACUGGACUGGGUGGACCCGAAUAUCCAAUUCACGAUGGAAGUUGAAACUAACAACCAACUUCCCUUCCUCGAUGUUCUUGUGCGUGGGUGUUUAACUGGACAAUUACAAAUUACCGUUUUCACAAAAUCCACCAGCACAAGACAAAUACUACAUUUCAACGUCAAUCACCCCCUCUCUCGCAAAGGCAGAUGUGUCCGUGCUCUAUUCAAAAAAAUUAAAACACACAGUAGCACACCAACGGACAAAAGUGUUGAACGACAAUACCUUUAUAACCUCUUUCGGGCCAAUGGAUACUCAAGCUACAUUAUUAGGCAAAGCGAGCGUUGAGUAAGCAGACGACGACUACAAAAAGAACGAUCCGAAGUCUGGAGGGCUAUUCCUUACAUAAAACGAGUCUCGGAGGCAGUUUAACGUCUGUUACAACCCGCCAGAUUAGGCAUUACCCAUCGACCCCAGGCAUCAAUUCGUCGCCGUUUGAUGAAACCCAAAGACAUACUGCCACCCACUGAAACCUCAGGAGUUGUCUACCAAAUACGUUGUAACGAUGGAGACUAGAAUUACAUUGGGGAAACCGGACGGAAAAUGCACACCCGUUUACAUGGGUACAAACUGGCAACUCGGAGAUUAGACCUAAACUGGCAGCUUGCGACUCACUUUGGAGAAACUGGACACAACUUUAACUUUCAAGGAGCAACCGUCUUAGGCCGGGGCACCUCAAGAACAGAAGGUCUCACACCUGAGGCUUGAUACUCAGGUGCCAACCCUAUCAACAGCCAUCUAGAUCUUCCUGCGGCCUAUAAAGUCCUACGUCACUGCAUACGCCAUGUCCAGGACAAGAUGAUCACGCGGAACUCAAGAAUACCGAGUAAACACGGUCCGUCGACUAAUUCACCUUAAAGAGGAGAACAAACGCAACUGAGCUCCACUGAAGUCACGACACACGACACAGGAGGCCACCAGCAUUCACAAACGGCGGUCAGAGAGGCAAGGCAGCGAAAGGAGUACAAAAUUGAUCAGACCGAGGCCAACUAAUUCGGCCGUCUAUUCAAAAUGCAGAUCGAUUUUUGCACUAAACGCUUUGAUAAUGGAGAGCCGGUCAAGCUCCAUGAAACGUCAGCAAUGCAAUCCCUUGAUCCAGUGAGCACUUAACUUUUCUCAGAUUAUCGACCCGCAUCGCUUAGAUUUGCUAACCUGGAUAGGUACUUACGUCUUCUUGAAGUUUACCAUUUUGAACAUAAAAUGUGUUUACGUUUCAGCAUUUCGUAGUUCCUAUAUUUUUGGAACCCCUCCUGUAAUGCUAGCCACUUAAAGUCGUCUAUAUACUUGAUUUACGUGCUCUUGGGAGAUCACAGCUGACUUCACUCCCUGCUGCAAUGACUGGGUAUCCUGAUAACCAAAAAUGAUACAUUAUGGUAGAGGGGAGUUCAUCGGUCAUUUUUUUACGGAACUCACUCAUUCUUUUAAGCCUUACGGCUCUCUCUCGAGCCCAACCAACUACUGAGCCAGAAAUGGCCAUUUCAGUCUCCUUGUCUUUGUCGGUAAUGCUAUUUUGCCAAUGUAACAUUAUGUUUGCUUGUUUCAGUUCUGGGAACCUAUGAAUAUUAGACUAGGACGAUCUGAAGAUAGCAGCCCCAAAAUGAGUCAAGAUGACAUAUUUCAUGGGGAAUGAUCUCAUAUCUUAAGUAUUUACUUCAGAAAAAGCCUAAUUGUUCACAAAAUCACUUUUAGAACUGACCAUUCGCAUGUCAAUACACGUGGACAGUCUUCCGCGGGGCUUUAUAUUUGCGCAUUUCUGCAGAUCUCAUUUCUCUAUGCCUGACCCGAUGGGAUUUUAAUAUAAUUCUCAGGCUUAAUGACUGCACCCGUGGGAGGCCCUGAAUGGGCGGCUAAUAGUUCAGAAAAAUCAUUAAAAGAACGUCUGUCGAUUAGGAUCAAGAGUUUUUAUGCAGCACUGGAAGGCUUCUAGGGAGUCGUAAAGUCGGUCAGCUACUUAUACUGACUAGGGAGUAAUAAAUUUGGCUAUAUGCAAGCAUAUCUUCUCUUGACUGUAUCUGCCCAUAGUGUCCUAAUUCAGACAGAUGCAGUGUAAAUAGUCAGUUUAACUGGUGGGCGACCCAAGAAACUUUACGCUAUAGAGAGUACAAUUAGUUAUAUUCAGUAAGCAGUGAUUAAAUAGGUGGUUUUCAAUCCAUUUUUACUCAUUAUCACUAACAUAGGGUGAACUGGCUUAUGUAGUAACUUUUUUUUCCUACAUACUACAGGAGACGCAAUGA